Molecule: messenger RNA, 1318 nt
Organism: Cornus florida
Lineage: Eukaryota; Viridiplantae; Streptophyta; Magnoliopsida; Cornales; Cornaceae
Product: zinc finger protein CONSTANS-LIKE 1-like
Exons: 4
Coding region: 208-1056 (282 amino acids)
Biological process (GO): regulation of flower development
Cellular component (GO): nucleus
Molecular function (GO): protein binding
Source: RefSeq, a predicted model, not a curated record
AACACCAGGAACCAACACGGAUUCUUUUUUCUUCUCUCUCUCUACUUUCUCUCUCUACGUUACGGCUGUUCUGUUGUGUUAUGCUACUCUGGUGCUCUGUUUUUUUUUUUUUUUCUGGAGGCUUUGACGGCCGUCUUCUCCAUUGAAGCUGCGGUGCUUCAAGCUAUAGUUUUACUGUGAGAAAGGAUUAGAGAGAGAAACGAAGAAAUGUAUGCCGAGACUGGCCUCCUCUUUCCUUACUUCCACAACUCCUCUCAAGAAGUACAACAACUUGAAGAUUUUUGUUAUUUUCAGAAAUCGAAUCUUCCAAUGGGGAACAUGCUUCAGACCUCCACUAUAUUGGAAUAUGACUUGGGGGAAGAAGGGGAUCUAUUCAAAGCACCAGAACCAAUUAUUGAAGAACCAAUGAUGGGCCUUGAUCCCAUGACUGCUGCCAUUUCAAUGAUCUCUUGUGGGGAGGAUGCCAUAUCCUCCCAAGCACUCAAGGUUGGAGACAUUGAAUCAAUUCAAAGUGAGCAACUUUUAAGUGAGGUUUUCUAUGAAUGCAAGAAGGAUAUCUUGGCAAAAGAUGCUAUAGAAACACCAUUCUCUGAUGUCCUGGAUAUCAAGAUUCCAGUUGUGAGCAUUGAUGAAAACAUGGUUGCGGAGAACAAAUUUACUUCAAAUGGACCAUUCCAGAAGAGUGUUAGCUCCGGGUGUUUAAGUUCAAUGGAUUGGGUACAAGGGGCUCCAAUUAGGCCUAAUUUUCUGGAUUUUCCUGGGAUGAAUCUUGAUGUUGUUUAUGGGAUGCGAAGGGCAUACAGCGAAGGAGACAUAAAGGCUCUUGGUAAUGAUAAUGUGAGCCUCCUCCAUUCUCCCCGGCCGCCACAAAUUAUCAGCAAUUGUAACACUGAAGACCGCAUGCAAAAGCUUUCAAGAUACUGGAACAAGAAGACAAAGAGGAAUUUUGGCAGAAAAAUCAAGUAUGCUUGCAGGAAGGCUCUGGCUGAUAGUCAGCCGAGGAUUCGUGGAAGGUUUGCAAAGACUGAAGAGACUGAUCUUUCAAGGAAGCAGUAACUAUUAACUCCACCAGUACGAAGAAAAGUAGGAAUAAGCACCCCACGAGAGUGACAAAUGAGAUCAGUGGUGGUAAAAGCCAGGCUUAAUCUGUAUGGAAACUUAAACAGGCUUUUUCCGAGAUAGUUUAUCUCUUGUUUCCACCUAAUAAUCUCUGUAGAUUAAGAUGGCCAACUAGAGUUGUAAAUAGUGCUUUUGGAAUAAAGUAAGUUAAGAGUUGUACUUGUUCAUAUACGUGCUAUGAAAUUCUGAUAUUGCAGUC